This is a messenger RNA of Silurus meridionalis, 6885 nucleotides long. RefSeq names its product family with sequence similarity 135 member A (gene fam135a). The record is from RefSeq and is a predicted model, not a curated record. Bases 586 to 4704 code for a protein of 1372 amino acids. NCBI's taxonomy places the organism in Eukaryota, Metazoa, Chordata, Actinopteri, Siluriformes, Siluridae. The transcript is spliced from 24 exons.
CAGAGGCAGGGCAGGGCAGGACAGGACAGGACAGGACAGGACAGGGACAGGAUCAGUGGUCAUGAUUACUCUCAUGAAUUUCAGCUAAAGUGGAAUACACGUUGUGUGAGAGAGUGCGUGUGUAAGUGUGUGUGUGAGUGUGUGUGUGAGUGUGUGUGUUCCGGUAUUAAGGGUCGUUAAUGUUGUGUUGUGGAGUUUUCAGUCACGGGAAUGCACAAGGAAAAAGUAUACAAGUGCAGUGGAGAAUAGCAAAUGAAGAAAAAAUGGAACCCUAGUGCAACAUCAACAGACCGGGACUCCUGGGCCCAAAACAGCGAUACUUGGUUGCUAUAAUCCUUUGGACGCCAAUGGAUUACCGUUUUUCGUGACGGGAAGAUAACACAGCCUCUUGCGAAAUAACGGAGUGUGCAGGUCAACCAGCACUAAAAGAAGACCUGCAAGUUAUGCAAAGCAGAGAUUGUGUGGCAUGGAUGUACCACAGUGAUGCACAUGAAAAGAAAACUGGUGUCACAGAUGAAGUCCAAACAUCAGCACGUUGUAGUGCAAUUGAGUUAAGGCUGACCUUUAACCACCACUGAAUCCAGUAUGUGUGAGGUCCAGGCCACUGUGGAAUUUUCUGUAGAGCUGCACAAGUUUUACAAUGUGGAUCUAUUUCAGAGAGGGUUUUAUCAGGUCCGUGGCAAUCUGAAAGUACCUCCUCGAAUCCCUCACAGAAUAGAGACCAGUCUACUUCGUCCCACAAAUUCCGAUAUGGUCAUUCCUGCAACAGUGCAAGGCGACGUCAUCUACAGCAAAACCUUUCAGAUUCUCUACAAGAAUGAAGAAAUAGUAGUCAACGAUGUUCUCAUAUUUAAGGUGAUGAUGCUCCUAGAUGAGAAGAAGGUGGAAGAGUCCUUAAAUGAUAUGGAUUUUCAGCUCUCUCUGGACCUAUACUUUGCUGAUGGUGAUUACAUGCCAGAGGAUUCUAGGUCAUUGCAGAGUAUCAGCAGUCGGACAUUGCGAUUGCAUUUUAGUCUUCACAGAGGCAUGCACCAGCACAUCAAUGUCAUGUUUGACUAUUUUCACCUAUCAAUCAUCUCUGUCACCAUCCACGCCUCCCUGGUGGCCCUGCAUCAACCCCUCAUCAGCUUCCCCCGGCUUGGGAAAAGCACCUGGCUAAACCGCAGUGUACCAACACAGGGCAAAGAUCUUCUGAUCCCAAACCUAGAGACUGUGGUAUUUGGCUGCACCUAUGUCAAGCAACUGUCUCCAGAUGGCAAAACGUUCCUGGUAUCGGAUCAGUGUCUACAGCAUGCCUUCAGCUUGCACCGUAGCCUCUGCGCCAGCUUGCUGCUGGCCUACCAGGGCCUAUUUGAGUACUUCAUGGCUCUUACCAAGAGCCUCCCUUUCUCUCAUCGUAUGGAGCUUGCCAAGCCCAGCAUGCAAGUCCUUUAUGAGCGAGUUCUAAGAAGACCUUUUCCCAGUGGCCAAAGGCACAUCCACAUAGAAAAACUGGAUGUGGAAGCUCGUCUCCAUGAGCUUUGCGAACAUAUCAAGCAGAAGGCAGAGAGCCCAGAUGAGCUUGCUGAACUAAUUAAUAUGAAUCUUGCACAGUUGUGCUCUUUGCUGAUGGCUCUGUGGGGCCAGUUCCUAGAAACAGUCUCCCUAAAUGACAGUGUCAUGGCACUUUUGGCCCAAGAACAUCACAUCUUAAGGGUACAGAGAUUUUCUGAAGCUUUCUUUUGCCUUGAACACCCAAGGCAGGCUGCACUGGCCUUCCAGGAGAUGCAUGCACAUAGCCACCAACAGAUGACUGGAGUCAUUAGGAGCUCAUCAUACUUUCUUUCCUUACCACCACUUCCUGUGGAAUGUGCUGAACUAGAUGGAGAUGCCAGCUCUCUACCAAUAAUAUUUGAGGAUCGAUAUCUGGAAUCUGUUAAAGAGGAUCAUCAUGUUCCAUGGCUUGGUCUACCCAAUCCUAGGAAUGGAUCUGGACCUUCUAAACCAGAUAAGCCUAGUCAUUACCCAGAACUUUAUCAAGCUGCUUUAGUCACUAACUGGCACAAGGAGAAUGAGCCUUCUAUAAAAUCCAAGGCCAAAUCCAUCAAACUGAGGAAGAACACAAAGACUGACAACUCUAAAAAGCUAAUCAGUCAGUGUUCAAAAGACUCUGUGAUUUUGACAGGCUUCAAGAAUCUGAAAGUCCUUAAUGAUGAACCAGAUGAAAAGUCCAAAAAAGACGUACAGUGCAGUCAGCAAGAAAAACAAGAAUAUUUGCUUGGAGAUCCCAGCACCAGGUUAAGAUCCAUGUCUAAAUACAUGACUCAUAAUGACACUAGAACUUUAACUAUAGAACAUCUUAUGAAUAACAGUCAGACUAACACUAGCAUUAUAAGUGACAGUUUUACAAACCUAAUGGGUUCACAAGCACAGGAAGAGACUAAAACUGUUGCCAAAGAGAGUAAAGCAACUGAGGGAGACAAUAUUGUGGUCAUACCUCCAGGGAUCCAACAUAUUGAGGUCAAACCUCAAGACAAGAAUCCCUACCUGGGAGAUAAAGUCACUGUCCUAUUUUCAAGCCUCAGUGAUCCAAUACAUACAAGGGGAGGCAUUCCAGGUACUACACCAAAAGAUUGCUGUGAGUCCACGAUUCAACACGGAGAGAAUUGUGGUAACCGAGAGCUUGUGGAUAUGGGGCCAGAUUGUGUGAUCACACCGAGGAGUAACUUUUUACAAACUGCAGCAACAAGACUCUCAGAUUCAGGUAUCGAGAGUGAGCCUAGUUCUGCUACAUUGUUAGUAGCAGGUCCUCCUAGGGUGUCAAAUGUUUCUGAAGUGAAUAUAGACUGGGUCUCUCUACAAGUUAAGCAGUCCACUACUAAGUGUCAGAGUCUUGCCCUCAAGCAAUCUCACCUCAGCUAUGCUUCAAAGGGGUCCAACAGACUAGAGGGGCCAAACCCUGAGAGUACUAGUGGUGUAAGUGGCAUACAGUCUUCUCUAACCUCUAUUAACUCACUUCCAUUAGAUGAUGAAAUGGAGGCUGAGGUUCCAUGCAUAUUAUCCAGUGUCAUUGUGCAGGAGCAGGCCUUGGUUUUCUCUGAUCGAUCUGAUAUCAACAUACCUUUCAAUGCCACUCAACCAACCAACGCCUUACUACACCAAGAAGCCUCGAACUGUCAUGCUGAUGGUGCAGUGUUUCACAAGGAUGAAGCUUCUGUUCUUCUGUCCCUUUGCAAAGAUUUUGCUUCUCAUGAGGUAUUUGAAUCUGCCAAGCUGGGACCCCCUGUGGAGGAAGAUAUAGGACUGGAAGUUGGUGUUGAUAUGCAGACUGCAGCACAAUCUAGUACAUCAGCCACUAGUAGCACAGACUUGGUAAAGAAAGGAUUAGUGGAGAAUUAUUUUGGUUCAUACUCCAGCACUGAUAUUUCUGAGAUAAGCCCAGAGGAAACACCAGCCAUUAUGCAGGACAUUCAGACAGGUGUUCAGCCCACUGCAGAAGAAGAAAAUAAUGAUGAAGAAGAAAAGCCAAACCUUGAGAUGAUAGAAAAUGGCUACUAUGAGGAGACAGAUGUGCCAGCCUAUGUCAAUGGCUUGCCAGAAGUGAAGGAAAGAAGUGGAGAGGGGAAUGGCAGUGGGACCCCAGAAGCUAGUAGCUCUUUCUACAUGAAUUUGGAGCAGAUCAGGAAUAUUCAUUUCCCCUGGACCUACUUACAAGCUCAAACCACCAAGCCACUGCAGACCAAUACAAUUCUACACUGGUAUGAAAGCUCACCUCCCGCUCAAAUGAAAUUAUUUGCCCAGGCAAAAGAGGAGCUCAAGAAGUUUAAUCUGCCAGGAUUCCUCUAUAGUGAAGUGGCUGAAUUGGCUUCAGCGGUGCCAUAUUUUAGUCUGGAUGAGGAUGAGAGCUCUGACGAUGGUGUUCACCUUAUUGUGUGUGUCCAUGGCCUGGAUGGUAACAGUGCAGAUUUAAGGCUGGUGAAGACUUACCUAGAGCUGGGAUUGCCUGGAGCUCGCAUAGACUUCUUAAUGUCGGAGCGCAACCAGAAUGACACUUUUGCUGACUUUGAUUCUAUGACUGAUCGACUUUUGGAUGAAAUUGUACAAUAUAUUCAAAUCUACAAUCUCAGCGUUUCUAAAAUAAGCUUUGUGGGUCAUUCUCUGGGAAAUCUAAUCGUACGCUCUGUGUUGACAAGGCCCAGGUUUAAGUGUUAUCUUAACAGACUUCAUACCUUCCUUUCACUGUCUGGACCACAUCUUGGAACCCUCUACAACAGCUCAGCCCUUGUCAAUACUGGACUGUGGUUCAUGCAAAAAUGGAAGAAGUCUGGCUCUCUUUUGCAGCUGACUUGCCGUGAUCACUCAGAUCCCAGGCAAACGUUUCUCUACAAACUAAGCAAGAAAGCUGGUCUUCAAUUUUUCAAAAAUGUGGUGCUUGUAGGCUCUCUGCAGGACCGUUACGUGCCCUAUCACUCUGCUCGCAUUGAGAUGUGCAAAACAGCCUUAAAAGACAAGCAGAUGGGGCCAGUCUAUACUGAGAUGAUUGAGAACUUACUAGUACCGGUGCUCCAGAACAAAGACUGUAACCUGGUGCGCUACAAUGUCGUGCAUGCACUGCCCAACACAGCCAACUCUUUAAUAGGCCGGGCAGCCCAUAUUGCUGUUCUGGAUUCUGAAAUAUUCCUGGAGAAGUUCUUCCUGGUAGCUGGACUAAAGUUUUUUCAGUAGCCGGUUAGGACAGACAGUGAUGGCACAAAUACCUCCAAACAUUAAAAUAGCAUUCUCAAUGACCUAUAUUUUCUCCUUAAUAUUUAGAUUUUAUUCAUCAUAAAUGUAGUAUACAUAUUUUUUGUAUUGCCAUUUUUUUUUUUUAUAAUUCUUUUUUAGUAUUCUGUUCAACAUGGAAAUAGUUAAUUGUACAUAUGUUGCAUGUGUUUCAGUGUUAUUUAAGUUAAACAUAUUUUUAUGUCUAAAGGAAAACAUGUUUUUUUAUUAAACUUUGUCAACACAGAACUGGAAUUAUAAAUAAUUAACAUGUUUGUCAUAACCUACUAAAGGGCCAGUUUUGUUGUGAAUGUUUAACACAAUCUAAAUGUAUCAGGAGUAUCUACUAUCCAGACUGCAUUAGAUAUUUUUUCAAUCAGAAAUUUACACACAUUUUGUUGAAACAGCCUUGUGCUUUGCUUUGGUUUUAUAUGACUUGUCAUUGCAAAGUCAUGCACAACGAAUUGUCCCAGCCUGGUGUUGGGUAAAACAACAUAGCAUGUUAGCAUUUUACAUAAGGUGUCCACAUUCUAAAGUAAUUUUUAUUUGUUUCAUUUGAGUUAAAAAAUUCAUAACUUAUUGUUUUUUGUUUAUAUUUAAGAGAACAAAGUUUAAUUUGUUAUUGGGUGCUAAUUUAUGCAUAUAAGCAAGAAAUGUAAAUGAAACGUAAAUUUUAUUAUACACCAAAAAUGUUUUUUCUAUAAUAGACCUAAAUAUCAUUAAAUAAAAUAAAUUAAAGAUUUUGUAUUUUCAGUACCUUCAAAAUGUUUUUUUUUUUUUUUAAAUAAUGUACACUGCCUGGGCAAAAAAAAAGAUCACACACUCUUGAUAUUUUGUUUGACCACCUUUUUCUUUUCUUUUAAUGGGAGAAAAUGGCUGCUGCAUAAAGUUUUAUCUGGCACAUCCCAUAGAUUUUCAAUGGGGUUGAGGUCCACAAGCACAGGAUAUGUUUUCCAACAUGGUUGUUCAAGAAGCUAAAAGUAAAAAAAUGAUUUAUUUAUUUGAUUCCAUCUGUCUUUAAAAUAGACAAAUCCAAUUAGUAAAACCAGGUAAUUGACAUUUUAUUACUAAGCUUAAAUGUUUUUUACUGUUAAAUAUAAAAUAUAUAGAAAAUAUAAGUAUGUACACAGACUUUUUUUUUCUUUUUCUAUAGCUUAUUUAUUGUACCUUUUUGUUUUAGUUUGUAGUAAUGGCCAUAAUUUGACAAAUAUAUUUGUUGGACACUGAAGAAGAUGGGGCCAUUUUUGUUCAGCCAGUUUACAUACGUGUAUCUAAAGGCACAUUACUACGUGUUUGUUUAAUUUGUUUAUAUGCAAAUAGUCUUUUCCAAUGUUCAGAUUUUCUUAAUUUUAUUAUAUAGCAGACAAUAUGAACAAUCCUCCACUAAACCACCAAGGGACUGCCUUAAUUUCACUUCCUGUGUUUUAUGAGCCCUUAAUGAAUGAACCAAUUCAAUUUCUGUUUUCCUUUUUUAGUUGCUGAAAUGUAUUGUUUGUUUUUGUUUUUGCAAUGUGGCCUUUUGUGUUCGUUUUAAAUUUACAAUGUGUUUUUCUAAUCCUUGAUUUUAGUUUUUCUUAUUUUUGUGUUUUCUUUUCAUAUUUUGUUUGCAUACAUUCUCAUUUAGUAAAAUGUAAGGUAGACCUCUGGUGGUAUAGAUCAUAAAUUAGAAAUACCAAUAGUCAAAGAAACUAAAUGAUUAAAGAAGGGGGUCAUUAGUUAUUGUUUUACAACUGCCAGAAACUCGGCUGUUCUGAUAUCAAGAGAAUCAUCUACCCACAUGCCUGAACCGAGGAGUCUUAUUGCAUUACUUCCUUGUACCAUGUGAGAUGGUAAGACCUUUCGAGCAUUUCUAGAGGGUUGGAGGUAGCAUGGUGCUGUGAGGAAGAAGGCUGAAGGUCCAGUUUGGUCCAGGCAAGUAUCAGCAUUUUAAAUCUGAACUAGAAUUGCAAAUAAUAUUUUUAUUUCUAUAAAAUGCUGUCUAAAACAAAACUUUAAACAUGAUCUACACAAAAUGACCCAUGUUCUAAAUAAAAUCUGAGGAUAACUUUUCUGCUUUUUUAACACAAGUGAAUUUGCUGACUUCUCAAGAAAGCAAGGAAACAGUCUUUAUUAUAUUGUCUUAAUAAACCAAACAGCAUGUCUUAA